Molecule: messenger RNA, 539 nt
Organism: Triticum dicoccoides
Lineage: Eukaryota; Viridiplantae; Streptophyta; Magnoliopsida; Poales; Poaceae
Product: subtilisin-chymotrypsin inhibitor-2B-like
Exons: 1
Coding region: 71-358 (95 amino acids)
Biological process (GO): response to wounding
Molecular function (GO): serine-type endopeptidase inhibitor activity
Source: RefSeq, a predicted model, not a curated record
ACAGCUAGUGCUAGCACAGCAGCAUUACUUAGGAUUUGGGCAUCACAUCACACAAGAAAACUAUUACUCCAUGGGAGGCCAAAAGGGUCCUGCUGCGAUCAUGGUGGGUGUGCUCCUCAUACUGGGGCUGGCCACUGCGGCGAUGAGCUCCUCAGAGAAGGUGGCCACCGGCGAGAAGACGUCGUGGCCGGAGGUGGUGGGGCUGAGCGUGGAGGAGGCCAAGAAGAUCAUCCUCAAGGACAAGCCCGAAGCCGACAUCGUCGUCCUCCCUGUCGGCACCAUGGUCACCAUGGAACACAAUCCCCAGCGCGUCCGCAUCUUCGUCGACACCGUCGACGAUACCCCCUACGCUGGCUAGCUAGGCUAAAUACCUACGCGGCUAUACAUAAGUGAUUAUUAAUAUCACGGGUCAUGAACGAAUAAUUUCAUAUACUCCCCAUAUCCAUGCAUGGAUGUCAUGGCCAUAUGCGUGCUAGCUCCUUAAUUUGCAUUUACAGUCCCCAAAUUCUAUGCCCCUGGUAUGUGUUAUCUGCUCCAUA